Molecule: messenger RNA, 10202 nt
Organism: Zeugodacus cucurbitae (melon fly)
Lineage: Eukaryota; Metazoa; Arthropoda; Insecta; Diptera; Tephritidae
Gene: rudhira
Exons: 8
Coding region: 749-6211 (1820 amino acids)
Biological process (GO): response to starvation; autophagy
Cellular component (GO): cytoplasm
Molecular function (GO): protein binding
Source: RefSeq, a predicted model, not a curated record
UUGGCGAUUUAUUUGUUUUAAAUAAUCGAUUGUUAUUAUAAAUGAUAUAUCAAAGCUAUUUUACGUUUCUACAGGCAAAAUGACGUCAUACUUGUGAGAACUUUAAGUAAUUUUACAUUUCACAUGUUAGUGGCAGCUCUACAGCGGCCAUUGUCGUCGGCAAAAUUAGAAACAUUUCUAAUUUGGCGACAACGACAACUACAAGCCUGUUGUCGCGUAGUCGUGCUGUUGUCAAAAAAUCUGUGCAUAUAAGAACGCGAGUAUUUUAAUAUUUGACAGAUGUCGCUCGUCGCUUGUCGUCUUCUAUGUGUUCAGCACAUAAGAAUUGCCGCAACAAAAAUUGCCUGUGUGAAGGGGGUCUUACUGCUUCAUCUAGGAGUAGAGAAGAGAAUCGCAAAUACAAACAAAGGAAAUCACGAACAGUGAAUAGAGCACGAAAUAUUCGAUUUCGUAAUUUUUCUUUGUUUGUGCACAACAUCUGAAUUAAAAGCAAACAUAUACAAGACAUUUUGGAUUUUUUCAUUUAAUGGUAAAAGUGUUAAAAUCAGUAAGAACUUGAAACCAAUAUAUUAACUAGCUUCACAAGAGAAUGAGAUAUAAAUCUCCAAAUUUCUGAAAAGAGGAAGCUUGUACUUGGGAAAUAUUAGGUAAAAAUUUUAAUAAAAACCGGAUUGAUAAUAUAUAAAUAGCUCCCUUGGAGUAAAGUGCUGUUUUUAGCACUUCUUCCGCCGAGAGUUUUACAAGGAAGAUGUCUGCGGAUUCACCACGGCGACAGUCGCGGGGCAUAGCCGCGCCUGCAGUUGUGCCGCCUCAAGUUGUAAGCGAUCGUUCAAUUUUAGACUCUGCUUUCGGAUUCAUUAGCGAUGUUACACUAGUAGCCCAUCAGUCACAUACUGAGCCCAAAGAUACAAUUAUUUGGGCACGGUUUGAAACGGCUGCCGAUAUAAGUGAUCCAUGUUUUGGUACAGAUUGGGAAAUGGAGGGGAGUGCAGCACCACCGUUACUUUUAUUAUUAGGCUACGGUCUUGGCGUUCAAGUAUGGGCUAUACCUGCUAACGGUGAGGCUAUUGAAGUGCUUUCAUGGCGUCAUGGUGUGGUCUCAACUUUACGAGUUCUGCCGACACCGAUCUUAGUGCGAUCCGCGAACGAACAUGGGCGUGCUGAUGAGGCAAUAGAUAUUUAUGCCGAAAAAAGGCCUAUUAUUGCAUUGGUGGACAGCAGUGCAGCAUCCUCGCAGCUGCAGUUUUGUACAGUUAAUUUUGUUUCUCUUAAAACUGGAAAGCAAGUGAAGACGAUUAAAUUUAAAAACGCAGUUCUGGACGUACUGGCCAAUCGCUCUUCUGUUGUGAUUGUAUUCCAUGAGCGUAUAGCUGUUUUUGAUGCCCGAACUUUAGAGGAUCGGCUAUCAAUAACCACAUGUUAUCCGAGUCCUGGCAUCAAUCCAAAUCCCGUCGCUUUGGGUCAACGCUGGCUGGCCUAUGCUGAGCACAGGCUAAUUCCGUCAAAGCGCAGUGCUGGAGGCUGGGAUGGUGAGGGUGUAGCCAGUUACACAGCCACUGUAUUAAAUGCUGCAAAAUCGUUUGGAAAAGGGUUGCGAGAGCUUGGUGAACAGGUGGCAGCAGGAUUGACUGGAACGUCAAGUAGCGGCAGUAUAUCGAAAAAUAGUAGUUUUGAUUCCAUUACUGGCGUGGAAGCCAAACAAGCUGGCAUUGUUACGAUAAUGGAUAUAGAGAAGACUAUUAAUGACUACAGCCCCACGUCAACAACAUCUGCUACUGGCGGCGUUGGUGAUGAGCCUAUAAUAGCACAUUUUGUCGCUCACGCAGAAGCUAUUGUCGCAAUGGAGUUUGAUAAUUCAGGCAUGCUAUUACUUACCGCUGAUCGUCGUGGUCAUGAUUUCCACGUUUUCCGAAUCCAGCCACAUCCCGCAAGCCCGAAUUUAGCAGCGGUACAUCAUUUAUAUGUACUACAUAGGGGUGAUACUAGUGCAAAGGUGCAAAACAUUACCUUUUCUCUAGAUUCACGUUGGGUAGCGGUUUCAACAUUAAGAGGAACUACUCAUGUAUUUCCAAUUACACCCUACGGUGGUCCAAUGGGAGUGCGAACACAUACAUCUCUACAUGUUGUCAAUAAGCUGUCACGAUUUCAUCGCUCCGCGGGCCUAUCAGCAGAAGGUCGUUCAAAUUCUCCAAUUUCACAUUCAGAAAGUACCACUUUUAUGCAAUCUCUACAACCUUACCACAAUACAACUCUACCACCAUUUCCACGUCCCACAAUAGUUCAAGCUUUAGCUCAACUUCGACAGCCAUUCGCACUCGGAUCACCCCCCGGAUCCGCCGGACUUGUUAUGCCCGGUAAAAUCGGUGUAGGUAAUAGUGGUACAUCUACUGCUUCACAACGUCAAAGACACUCUUCCCUAUCUGAUGAUAAUGGAAAACCUUUGAGCGUUUGUGCCAUUUUUGCGAAAUCGCGUUCAUGGUUACUUGAACCACCUAAUGUCACUCGAGAAGCAUCGCAUCGUAUGCAGCGUAAAUCUGUUGAUUCACUUUUUGUUAUGGCUGGACACGGUGCUCUUAUACAAUACGAUUUGGAUACAAAACUUGCAUCAAAUAUUGCCAAAGAUAAAAUUUGUGAUGACACUCCAAUUGAAUUGGAAGUGGAGGCUAAAGCUCAAUGGAACCUUGGUAGGCGAAGGGAUGGAUCUCAUGAGUUGGCACCUCCGUUAGAAAAUGAUAAUUGGCUUAUAAAGGACAGAAACUUAUGUUUAUUGGAUAGCAUACGUCAUUAUGAUGAAUUGGAGCAAAAAUCUGAAAGUUGGGUAUCUCAAGUAGAAAUAAUAACACACGCCGGUCCACAUCGUCGUCUCUGGAUGGGACCACAAUGUGUAUUCAAAACGUAUAACACUCCCAGUGGCUCCAAUUUGAACCAUGUUGAUGUUGAGGCUGUUGAAAUAGGGGUAUCGAAGUCCACAAAUUCAGCAUCAGCAAUUCGUUCGCAUCCAUUGAGUAUGCCUGUAACUGCAGCAGCACGAUGCACUUUGCCGGUGCUCAUUGAAUCUGGCUCAUAUAGUAGUGUAGAGCAAAGCCCGAAGCUGAUGGAUCGUUUUCGUCACGAACACUUGGAUUCUGAUUUUGCUAUGGCGCAUGGUGAUUCUCGAUUGAAGGAGGACCUGGCCGAUGCUAUGCGUGAAUCACCAUCUGUGUCCGAUGAUCGGAAAAAUACAUGUCGAUUAGCGUCUGGGGUUACUUCGUCUGAUAAUGUUCCCUUCUAUGAUGCCCGCGCAGAUCCUGACAUUGGUGAAGACGAUUCUGAUAACAGCCUAAAAGCCAUGGCUUCAUAUCCCUCCUCUCUCACUUCGACGUCAGGAACGUUGACUGCAUUGGGUACUUGGAAUUUGGUUUCUGAUGUCGAUCACGACAAAUAUAAAAACUUUCAACUAAGCUGUGAUGAAAAUAAGAAAAUUUCUGAGAUCCAAAAAUCGUCUACACCCUCAGUAGAAAAAGUUGUGAAUCCUCUGGGGACGGUAACAACAGUUUUUUCAGGCAUUUCGACUGAAGUAAAAAGAGACAUUCUGGAUGAAGUUGUAUCGCAACUAGCAGCUGAAGAGAGUAUUAUACACGAGAAUUGUGAUGAAUCUUUGUUUCGCCCCGUUGUGGCGAUCUUGUGUGACAAAAAUAUCCACCAAGCAGUGGGAAAGACUGUAGACAGUGAAAAUGAAGAAUUUUGCAAGCCGCCUGAAUUAAUAAAAAAUAAACUAAUUGUGCCGGUUAUAGCGAAAGAAGUAGAUGCUGAACUAAGCAAAAGGGAGAGAAACCAGAAAAGUGGACGAAUCAAAACUCAAAAUAUGAAGAAAUUAAAUUUGAGCCCAACAGAAAGUAAUAAGUCAACUAGCGAUAUUAUAAUAAAUGAAACUAGGAAUAUUCAGCAAAAUGUGAAAUCUGACCUUGGAUGUAUGGUAGAACUGGUUCAUGAUAAUAAUGUAAACAAAUGUAACACCUCUAAUGGUUUAAAUUUAUGUGACACUACGAACAGAACCGAAUCGAAAAAAAACCUUAAAAGCCUGUCAUCGGUUAAGGAAGAGGUCAUAGAAUUUAAACGAAUGACACCUUUACCUGUUGUGAAAAUUAGAAAUAAACAUAUUUCAGACGAUAGAGAACUCCUUAAGGGCCAAUUAUCUCAAAUCGAAAACGAAACCAAAAAUAAGGAUCUAAAAUCAUCUGCAACAAAAAAAUCCAAAAAAUUAUGUUCUCUCAAGGAUAAUCCACAACUUAAUCAAAAUAAAUCAGAAAAUAGGAGCAACAUGGUAACUUUUACCAAUCUUACAAAAUCAACUGAUUUACCAGAUACAUCAAAAAUAAAUACUCUACUCGGAGAAGUCGGAAAUAAUAGCAACAAUAUUGUAACGUUGACAAAAAAUAAUAUUAAGUGUGACAAAUUAAAUAAAGAGACCGAGUUUAAACUAGACAUUGCAAUAGAGGCUGGAUGUACGAACAAAACACACGAGAAGAAAGACAUUAAUAGAAACCCCAGGAAAGUAAUUGAAAAGACACAUGCCAACGAAAAUGAUGAUGAAAGCACAUCUUUUGUUAACAAAAUUGAAAAAAACGUAACUAUGAAUAUUACAAAAAACCAAAAAGACUCAUUAAAAAAGAAAAAUGAUAACGAAAUAUCAAAAAAUGAGAUAAUUUCCGCCAACUUAGAUGAAGUAAAAGGAAAUUUGUCAUUUGUUCAGUCGAACUCUGAAAUUUGUGAAAGUCCUCAAUUUACGAAACCAAAUAAUUCAGUAUGGAAGACUGUAAAUAGUGACGACUUAAAAUCUAAAGUGCAGUCAGUCGAUAACUACCCAAGUUUGGGUACAGUUGGUAAAACCAAAAAAACGGUUAAAAUAAAGGAGAUAAUGUCAGAACAAAAAGAAAAUAUUAUUACCGAUUCGUCAACACAUUUGAAACCUAUUGCGAAUUCAUGCACUGGCACAGCCGGUUAUACAAAAAUGAGUGCUAAAAGUAAGGAAAACGUCAAAGAAAAUAGUGAAAUUGAUUCAUCUAAUCAACUGGAACCUAUAGGGAAAGACCAAAUUAAAAAUACACCUAAAGAUCAAAAUAAUAGCGACAGCAAAUGGUCAUUCGAUGGAUUUCCUUCCCUACAACCACUAGAGUCAUUGCCACCUUUACCCACAUUGGAAAACAUCGACAAUUAUCCAUAUUGUUCAAUUUUAAUGGAAAAAGAAAAUAAAUCAGCUACAAAGGGCAAAGAUAUGGCCGAACAAUUAAGUUUGAUUAAUUUUGAUAGCCCACUGCAGGAAAAUCCUAAACAAGAUGGAAAAAUACCCUUACUUCCAAAAGCGCUUAGCCAACAAAAUUUAAUUUUCGCUUUAUGUGGAUCAUUGCACUGUGAAAAUGACAGUAUCUGUGAUGAAGAAAAAUUGUCAAAAGAAUAUCAAGUAACUUUCAAUUCGGAGAUGGGAGACGCAACAACACCAGACUAUAAGUUACUUAACGAUGGCGAAGAUCAAUAUUUGAGUUUGGAACAUAGUUCCCAAGAAACUAACACUACCAACACAGGAACAACAAAUGAUAAAUCAUUAAGUUCAGCAAAUUCUUCUACCUCAGAGGAAAUUGUUGUUAUCGAAGAGAAAAAACUGAGUAAAAAACAAAAGCGAAAAAGACAACAAGCAGAUGCAAACAAACAAAAGGAAGAUGUUGCCACUUUCGAAGACGAUGAUGAGUUACGCCCAUUAAUUACAACAAUAAAAUCUGAUUUAGAUUCCGUGACAGCAAAAACUAAAAUUACUUCCUGUUCUUUGUCUGGUUUAAACAAAAUAGAUAAACAAAAGUCAAAUGACAACAUCAUUGCUCGUGUAUCCCCAAAUACAACAACCGAUAGUGAAGGGCCCGUCCCGGCUACCACUUCAGAUGACAAUGGUUUCGUUUUACCAACAAAUAAUGCAAUCAUUAAUGUUCCCAUAAAACUAAAAACAAAGAGACUGGAACAUAAAAUAAACCUUAUGGCUGCGAUUGAUGCUGCGACGUCAUCGUCUACAUCGUCUGCGGAAGAAAGCAACUUGGAAAUGGAGAACCGAAAAGCUGGUUCCGAUCAAGAUGUGCCUGUCCUUGGAAUGAGUACAUCAGAAAUGCAAACAACUUUAACUAAUAUAAAUGUAGUUCCACCGUCAUGUACAACAAAGAAGAAAACUAAGCGACGCAAGAGAUAAGAAUUAGUCUUCGCUUUGUUUUGUAUAUUGUGUGUAGUUAUUACGUUCUAUAUAUAUGUAUAAUGCUUGCUACAAUGACAAUGGUGAUGAUUGAAAAAAUUUUAUCACAGACGCUGUUAGCUGGAAUACAAAAGCGUUAUUCUAAAAAAUAAAAGUAUAUGGUUAAACUUAUUUUUGAAAGGCUAGUUUGCCCUUAUGGAUAAUAUUAACAUAAUGUUAAUCAUGUCUGAGAAUGCAUUUACAUACAUCCUAAUCACCGAUUCUUACAAUAAAUAUAAGAUUAUGGCGUAUCGCUAUAUGUUUCCCUUCGAGUAAACACAGGAACAGAAGAAAACCGGCCACUGCCACUGUAAAUUCCUCCCGAAUUAUUAAAACUUCGCCGACUAAUUGAUACCAUCCUAUGCACAAUACAUAAAUAGAGGAAAUACGUUUCAUAAAGUGUUUCCCGAUUUUUAAGACAGUGAGCAUUGUUGUUUUUAACUUUAUUAACAUAAAAACAAUGUUUCCAUUCUCAAUUAUAUGUUAAACAUCCUCUUUAUAUGCUCUGUCUAUUCUUACACGUGUUCGUCAAUACUGAUGUAAUUUACACAAUUUUCAUUAUUAUCCAGAAUAGUAACCAAAUCAUUUUUUCUGUAACUUAAACUUUGGGAAGCAAUUUUUUUAUUUUGCUGGUCUUUAUUUGCCGUUAAACUUCAUAUAUGUAAGGUCAUAAAGUGAUUUUUUAUGUUAUUGCUAUGUACAUCGUGUUAAAGAAAAUGGGUGCUAGUUAGAUUUAUUUAAAUAUUACAGGAGAGGCAAAUCGGUGGCCUUUUCUACUUAGCAAAUAAUAACGAUACAAGUUUUAUCUAAUUUGUGUCGCUCAUCAUACAUCCAAUUCUGUUAUACUUCAAAUAUUUUCAUAAGGUACGCCAUAAUCCGGUGAUAUGUGUAUGUAAUUGAUAUUUGUUGAGACACAAUAGUAUUGUGAAAGAUACAUAUAUAUUUUAGAAUGCAAUUGUAAAUAGUUUAAUCCUCUGUAAUAUCAAACAGAUUUUACUUAAUCCAAAAUAAAACAACAUAUAAGUUAAUUGUAUUCAAAUCUGUACAACUAAUUUAGAUCUACAGUUAUGUGAAAAAUAAUAAGGACAGUGUCCUAGUGUAGAUGAAGUCAAUGUCCAUCUAGAAAUGUGAGGGAAUCAAAGACAACUAAUAAAGCAAAUUUAUUGGCAGCAUAUUCAAAUUAAAUGUUUCUUUUUAUUUUACGAAGAUUUAGCAAAGCUUUGUAUUUUUUUUUUUUUAAUUUGCCGUUUUUGACAUGUGAAAAAUAAUAAGGACACCUUCAGUUUUCUAAAAAAAUAACAAUAUUAAACAAAAAAAAAAAGAAACUAGGCUACCUUCAAUUGUGUUAAUAUUCGUUUCAAAUUAGUUUAAUAGGUUUUUUGAAUAUCCGUGGUUGUUUAAAUUGGAUCCACAUCGCUUCGGCAUGGAGUAAACUAGGUUUUAGCAGAUUAAAACCGGAAAUGCGUUCCAGAAUUCUGAAAAUUGCCAAAGCUUAUAUUAUUCAUUGGGAACUUUCCUUUCAUUGUAUUUCACUGUAUUCCACAAAAUUUUCUAUGGAAUAUAGAUCCGAAGAUUUCGUUGACUAUAUUGAAGUUGUUGACCUCCAACCGCUCUUUUGUACACUUAGCCGUGAGUUUUGGGUCGUUGUCUUAAUAAAUUAUUCGCCUAUGUGCCAUAUUAUCUUCAAAUUUUUUAAAAUGUUCUCGGGUUUUUGGAUAUCACGGCUUACCCUUUCGCAUAUUUUUCAAUAAUGAAAAUAAUCGGGUUCUAAUUGAUUGAUAUUGAAACUUAAAGUAUUAGUCUUUGAAAAUAAACGCGUUUUACUACAAAUACUUUCGUUAUUAUAUUGAAACGACACGCUGUCCUUAUUAAAACGCACACCCGUAUUUUGAUCUUGUUGAACAAAAAAUGGCUGGUUACGAAAUGUGUGCAAAAACUUUAAAAUUUUCUAACGGAAUUUGUUUUUAUAAAUAUUGUACAAUUGAAUUGAAGUUUACUUUUUAUUCAUCCCUGUCCUUAUUAUUUUAAAGCAACUAUUGAAGGUAUGUAUAUUGUAGUGAUGAGCGAUAUUUCACCACCGGUGAUUUUUUCACUGUGAUUGAAAAAUCGCAUAUAACAAUUUUUGUAAAUAGCAGUGAUUUAUAGCUCAGUUUUUGAGUUCGAUCACAGUACAUAUAGGAGAUCAGUAAUUCUAAUUCGAUCACUGUAGCAAUAGCAGUUCGGAGAGUAGCAAUCACAGUUCAGUAAUCACAGUAGCAAUUUUAGUUGCGAUUUCGAUCAUUUUGGUUACGGUGAUUACAAAAGCAGUUAAAUGUUCCUAAUUUUACAUUUUAAGUACAAAUUCUCAUAAAUUCGUUUAUUUGUUGCGAUCGCAAUAGCAAUAUAAAAUCACAGUGAUUUAAAAAUAGCAAUCACUGAAAUCACAGUGAUUCAAAAAUAGCAAUAUAUUAAAAAUAGCAGUAUAUUGAAUGAAAAUUCAACUCCACUACUACUUUUUGUAUACACAACGCUUAUUGUGCAGUGGCUCACUGCCAAAAUGAUGCAGCAACGAAAUGAAAAAUCGCUUAGUAAAAAAUCAUGUUUAUGUUUCGAAAUUAAAAACUGUUACUAAUUUAUUGAUUAGGUACAUACAAUCGAACAGUUAUAUAAGCCUGCAAGCUUCUGGAAUACCGUAAUUUUUGGAGAUCAGAGUAAUAACAACCUCUUUAUAUCGGAUAGAAAUAGAUAUGUAUGGACAAAACCAAUUGCUGAGCUACAAACGCAAAAUUUACGUAGUACCGUAAAACAUGAUGGCGAGCAUGUAAUGGUGUGGGGAUGCAUGUCCUGGUGUCGGAAACUUGGAAUUCAUCGAUUGUACUAUGUACAAGAGUGUGUAUCUGGACAUUUUGAAACGAAAUUUGCUACAAAAUGCCGCAAAAUUAAAUACUUUUGAUAACAUUCGGUACUAUUAAAAUAAAGGUCCGAAGCUCAAAUUCGGAGUUGUGCAAAGUUGGCUUAUUUGGAACUGUCCACAUAGUACAAACACCAGAUUUGAAUGCAAUUGAGAAUCUGUGGUCGUUUAGGAACGAGACAUGUGAAAAUACCAAAUUAGAAAUAAAGCCGACUUGAAAAACGCACUGCAAACAGAACGGAAUAAAAUUGUUCCAAACUAUACAAAGAAAUUGGUAGAACCCAUGCUGAAACGUAAGAAAGCAGUUAUUGAUAGUAAGGGGCAUCCCACAAAGUGCAAUAUAUUUGGUUUUUUGUAACUACAUCAUUUUCGCUGUGAGGUGCAAUAUUAUACUGUAGUUUGUUUUUGUUGUAGAUAAAUAAAAUAACUAUAAAAUCUGAUUUUUCUCUCGAUAAUACUUGCUUUAGUAUUUCUUGUGCGGUACGGUCUACUGUAUAAAUCUUAAUUAUCAACUAGAGUGCAGCAUUACUACUUAAGCCACUUCCUUGGCUAAAUCAAGAAAUUCUAUUGAAAUGAAGAAAUCCGAUUAAAAUUGGUGACAGGACACCAAUCACGACAUCUGACUUUCCAUUGUUACAGUGAAGAAGUCCUACACCGUCGUAUCUUGCUUUCGUCUGCCCAAAGAAUUUUUCAUUUAUUUCUUAAGUAGCAAGUGAGAAUGAAAUUUUUUCAUCUAUUUUUUCCGUUUCGAUUCGUAACUCAAGAAAAUGUUAAUAACAUAAUAUAACAUAUAAUAUAAAUAAUUGUAUCCUUAUAUCUAUAUAUUAUAUUUAGAAAUUUAUGACUGUUAUACAUAGUAAAUAACUGGUUUAUAAACAGGUAUUUCACUCACGUCCAUAUAAAGGUCAUGCAAGGCUGAAGAACUUUAUAUAUUGUAUAUCCAAUGUAUUUAAAAAUAAUUUAUAUUCCCUUUUAUUUUAGGCUUAGGCGCUGUUAACACUGCAGUAACAACUUCGAUUAGUGCCAGCAAUGCUGAUAUCGUCGAUCAAAAUAAUAGCUCAA